Molecule: messenger RNA, 543 nt
Organism: Hydatigera taeniaeformis
Lineage: Eukaryota; Metazoa; Platyhelminthes; Cestoda; Cyclophyllidea; Taeniidae
Source: the annotation of a GenBank genome assembly
UUUCGUGAGGAGGCGCCUCACGGGUGCAUAUGUGAAAAGGUUUUUGUUGAACUGCUGACCGGUAAUUGGGACUGUGACCCCAUGGAAGUAGUGAGGACCUUCGCCGUCCCUCAAGGUACCAAGACGACAGGGCAAAGUGAGGUGUUUUACGUGGACUGGAGACGAUUCGUCGUCGCAGCUGUUUUGAGGGGACUGAACCUAUCCAGUGAUCAAAUUUGGGUAGGUCUGCACGUCCUCUGGAGCUUUUCGUACAAAAUCGCCAAGUCGACGCUUGUUGGGCUCUGCGUGUCAAGAGAAGAUGUUAAGAACAUCAUCUACAGUGAAGGCUUCGAGUUGGAGUCCAGAGGGUGCGAUCUACUCAUCGGGCUUUUCGAGAUGUCUGAGGAGGAAGAACGAAUGGUUAAAAUGGACGAUUUGGUUUUUUUCCUCUCUGCCUCCGGUUGCUCCUCACCAUUUGACAGCCUCGUGAGAAGCCUAGCCGCCUUGGAGAACCCCACGCUGCCACUUCCAACACCACAAGCCACUCAGGUCCUUCAUGAGUGA